AUUCCCUUGAACAUGGCCACAGAGACACCUGACACUGUCGUCGUCAGUGUCGUCACACCAGAAGAAGACAAUGUUCCAAUUUCCGAAAAGAUAAACCUUGAUGAUCUAGCGCAGGCGAAAGGACAGCAGUCCGAUAGCCACCCAAAUACACAAAUCCAGGUGAAACAGUCGGCUUCGAAAUUCAGUCGUCUGCGCACGCACCUCUCCAGUCCCAUCCGAGUCGACCUAUUUGCUGAAAUCGAGCUCCUCAUCGUAACCUUCUGCACCGGCAUUCAAGAUGUGACCACGUUCCCAGACUAUCACUGUUUCGCAUCUAACCAGACGGGAAAUACCGUCAUGUUCGCAAUGGCCGUCAUCCUACCUGAAGCUACACAUGACCUGUUCAUCACCGCCAACAUCGGUAUGAGUCUCGGCUGCUUUCUCCUCGCAGGAUACAUUACAGGCCAACUGAGUCAUAUAAUUGGACCUCGAAACCGUGCUUGGAUCGUAUCCUGCAACUUCUUCCAGACAGGGUUGAUCUUUAUCGCGGCAGCACUGCAAUACAGUUAUGGUGUUCACGUCGAGGGUACACACACGGUCAUUAUAAUCGGGUUGUUGGCGUUCGCGGCAGGAAGCCAGGUCGUGCUGAGUCGGAGUUUGAGUAUGACAGAAAUCAGUACGGCCAUGGCCACGGCGGCUUGGGUCGAUUUGCUCAUCGACAAGAACCUGCUCGCUUUGAGGAACAGACCUCGGACAAGACGUGCCAGUUUCCUUGCGGCUCUCGUUUCAGGCGGCUUCUUCGGUGCGUACAUCUAUCGCGUAGUUGGAAGUGAGGCAGCUUUAUUGCUGUCUGCGGCUGGUAAGCUUAUGGUGACGAUAAUGUUCUUAUUCAACGGGGCUGAGAAGCCGAAAGUGGCCCAAGUUUCUGUGUGAGGAUGUGAAUCUUGGUUGUGGCCACAAGAGGCGGAACAUCUGUCAAUUUCAGCGUUGCAUUUCUGUAUAUCAGCGGAUAUCAUCAUUCAUGAUUAGCGUAGUGUUCGGAGAGUAUAAGCAUCUGGUAUUCCAAUUUCUGGGUUGGAAAAGAGAUAGAUAUAUCGGAUCUGUAAUGUGAGACCUUGG
Messenger RNA from Exophiala oligosperma, 1098 nucleotides. RefSeq lists its product as uncharacterized. The record is from RefSeq and is a predicted model, not a curated record. Bases 13 to 912 code for a protein of 299 amino acids. NCBI's taxonomy places the organism in Eukaryota, Fungi, Ascomycota, Eurotiomycetes, Chaetothyriales, Herpotrichiellaceae. The transcript has 2 exons.